Messenger RNA from Phyllostomus hastatus (greater spear-nosed bat), 3207 nucleotides. RefSeq names its product class I histocompatibility antigen, Gogo-C*0202 alpha chain-like. The record is from RefSeq and is a predicted model, not a curated record. Gene Ontology annotation, biological process: antigen processing and presentation of endogenous peptide antigen via MHC class I via ER pathway, TAP-independent; immune response; antigen processing and presentation of endogenous peptide antigen via MHC class Ib. The transcript has 6 exons. Bases 1819 to 2709 code for a protein of 296 amino acids. Lineage: Eukaryota; Metazoa; Chordata; Mammalia; Chiroptera; Phyllostomidae. Gene Ontology annotation, molecular function: peptide antigen binding; signaling receptor binding. Gene Ontology annotation, cellular component: external side of plasma membrane.
CCAGUUCACCUGAUAGUAUUUUCCAAAAGAGAACAUGGAAACUUAACCAUUAAAACUCUAAACACAUGAGGAAACUUAAGUCACUUUAACCCUUAUUCUCAUCUUCACUUGAUACAGAACUCUGCAUUGGAAAUAUGUUUUUCUUCAGAAACUGGAAGGAAUUGCUUCAAUGUCUCCUAGUCUCCAGGCACACAUUGGCUGCCUCUUGAAGUUUUCAAAAUCUCUCCCACCCUGUUUCUGAAAUUCUGUUGUGAUGAUCCCAACAGGUUUGCUCUGAAGAUUACACUUGACCCUCUAUGUAGAUCUCAUGGUAACACUGCCUGAGACACCUUGAGCAUUCCUCUGUCCAUAGUUACCAUCAUUCUAGCAAUUAGAGCAUUUAGAUACAUGUGAUCCUUUUGCUUUUAUAAAACUAUAAUACAAGAAACAUUCUUCUAUCUGUAUAUAGAUGAGGAGAAUGUAUGAUUAUCUUCUUAGGAUAAAUUCCCAAAAGAGGAAUUUCUGUGUCAAAUGCAAACACAUUUAAAUUGCUGAGACCUUUUGCAAAAGCAUCUUUCAGGAGUUUUGUCCCUGGUUUUCAACCCCUUCAACCUUCACAACAGAAUGUGUUCCCCACCCUCGGGCUGAAACCUCAUCAUUUGCUUUCAUCUUUGCCCAAAUGAUAGAUUUUUAUUUUAGCUCCUACUUUUCUUAACACACAUUCUCAUUUUUAUUUAUAUGUAUUUAUUACAAAUAUAGUUGUUUGACAUUUGCAUUUCUUCUUUUCCAAACUGUUUUCUAAUAUUCUUUAUUUUUGAGUGGGUUGUAGAUAUAUUUAAAUGUUGAAUUUAAGAAGAAAGGAAAAGCAGCCCCGAACAUUAGAAUUUGUCUGGCACUUAGAGGGAGGCCCCGUGUUGCCCGAAGCCAGCCUGGUGCUCACUGCUAGGUGGGGUUACUCUCUGGUUGGACAUACACGGUCUCAUGGAACAUCAGCAUCAGACAAGGACAUCCCAAGAGCACAGCAACAGGAUACAAAACAACACCACACUGUGUGUGGUCUCAGCACACAUAGAAAGGAGACAAUGGUGCAGCUCACACACUACCAAGCAGCUCCCGGGCUGGCCAACAGAAGGGAAGACAGCGUCUUUCCUAUCACCCCUCACCCUCAUCCCCAUCUUCCUCAUCCAGUCAUCUUCUGUCUGGGACAGAAAUACACAUGAAGCUGCUGUAUAACAAACAAAACUAGGUUUCUGUGGGUCUCGUGACUUUGAGCACAGGCUAUAAUCAGUUCCAAACAGAAAACACCUGUCCCCCCACCUGCCUUCCCAGACUGAGGACACUCUCUGAAAUCUUAUUUCCAGGGGGUGAGCUUUCUUCUAGAAGAACCCAGGGGCAAUGUUUUCAGCAGAGUGUGGUGAUGCACGGCUGCCACCUCAAGGAGAGGGGUUCUAGGAAGUGAGGAGGACAGUGGGGAGACUCCCCAUGGUUUAUCCAGAACAACCAUUCUCAAAGUGUGCUCUGUGGAACCCUUGAAGUUUCUCAGACCCUUUCACGGGAUCUAUAAGGUCAAAACUAUUUUCAUAGGUUAAGGACAUCCUUGCUUUGUCACUGUGCCCACAUGUGCACAGAGGUAAACUUAGCAAGAACAGAGACUGGGACACCCAACUACAUUAGCAGGCAUUCCUCACUACGACUCCCUCACAGACUAGACAACAAAACCAGUGUCACUUUACAACGACAUGGUUGAAGGAUUGAAAAAUAUUACUUUUACUAAAUCAUCUUCCUUGAAUCAACAGUUUUAAAAAUCUUGGUUUCCAGUCAAGAUGGCUAUGAAGAUAAAUGGAGUGCUUUCAUGACCCUACAGCUACAUCAGAAUCACAACUGCACUGCAAACAACCAUCAUUCAGAACCAUGAUCUUCGUCCAGACCCGCGUGAUAUGGGUCAUGAGACCCAGACCCCUGCUCCUGCUGCUCCUGAGGGUCCUGGCGCUGACCAAGACCUGGGCUGACCCCCACAGCCUAAGAUACUUGCACACCGCCUUGUACGGACCCGGCCGCGGACAGUACCGGUACAUCGUCGUCAUCUACGUGGACGACUCGGAGAUCCUGCGGUUCGACAGCGACGCCGCGAGUCCCAGGCUGCAGCCUCGGGUGCAGUGGAUGGAGCAGCCGUGGGUGGAGCAGGAGGGCGCACAAUUUUGGGAGCAGCAGACUCGGGAAAUCAAGCACAACGAGCAGUGGAGCAGAGCGAACCUGAACGAGCUGAGCGCCCACUACAACCAGAGCGACAACGUGUCCCCCACUUGGCAGGAAGCGACAGGCUGCGUUGUGGAGUCAGAGGACCGGCGCUUCCUCCACGGAUUCAGUCAGUUCGCCUACAACAGCGCCGACUACGUCGCCCUGAACCAGGACCUGCGCUACUGGAAUGCAGCUGCCGGGAUCAGCUGGAGCAACAUUGUGCGGGUCCCUGACGCGGACGUUCAGAGGGUCUUCCUGGAGGACACGUGUGUGCACCGGCUCCGCCUGUUCCUGGAGAAGGGGAAGGGGACUCUGCUCCGAGCAGACCCCUCUCCUCAGACCACCAUCACCAUCAUGGGCAUUGCUGCUGUCCUGGGUCUCCUUGGAGCUGUGGUCACUGGAGCUGUGCUGUGGGAGGGAGGAAGAGCUCAGGCAGUGACAGUGCCCAGGGCUCUGAUGUGUCUCUCACAGCUCCUGACAGUGAGACCCUGAGGGCAGGAAGUGGGAUUUGGACCGAGGAGCACAACUCGAUUUUGGGGAUCCCCACAGUGGGACAAUUGAGCCGCGGUGGCUGUGGGAGAAUGUGACACUUCUGAGACUGACCUGAGUUUGUUCACGACAACUUUCUUUCCCAGCGUGACAGAGCUGCCUUGUCCUGGUUUGGUGCUAAAACAGCCACUGCAGCCUCCCCUUGGGACUUUCAGGAUCCCUCACUACUGUUUCUGCAACCAACAUCAGAAUGUGUCUGCAUUUUCAUCAGUAUUAUGUGAGGAGCAGGUCACCAGGCCACCCUCCCCACAGAGACCUGUGUCCUCUCAUCUGGGUCCUGUCCUGUCCUAGCAGAGCUGGAGUGAGACCAUCCCCAUCCUGGUCAUUUCUCAUCUGGGUCAUCUUUGUUGCUCCUUUGUCUUUGCCAUUUCAGGAGAACCUUGUCCCACUAGGACCUGGGAUCCCAGGUACUUCAAUGUCACCCAGGGCCUUGUCCUCACU